This is a messenger RNA of Pelobates fuscus (common spadefoot toad), 3646 nucleotides long. RefSeq names its product DnaJ heat shock protein family (Hsp40) member B4 (gene DNAJB4). Bases 278 to 1294 code for a protein of 338 amino acids. Lineage: Eukaryota; Metazoa; Chordata; Amphibia; Anura; Pelobatidae. Gene Ontology annotation, biological process: negative regulation of transcription by RNA polymerase II. The record is from RefSeq and is a predicted model, not a curated record. Gene Ontology annotation, cellular component: cytosol. The transcript has 3 exons. Gene Ontology annotation, molecular function: protein-folding chaperone binding.
CUCUCUAAUAAAGCUUUGCCUUGUUUAAAGAAAAAAAAAAACUUCCAGAAAGAGCUGGUGGAUUGUGCAGGCAGCAGGGAGGUACAUGAGAGGCAGGAGAGCUGAUUUCUCUAUAUAAGAGCAGAAGGAAAAGCCUCCUAUCACAGGACAGAGAACCUCUUACUGACACUUAGCUGAGUACAGCUUGGAGCUCAACUGCUAGAUUCAUCCAGAAGUAAACACCUUCAUUUUAUUUGAUAUUAAAAACCUAAUCUGAUCUGGUGUAUCUGAAGGGAAGAUGGGAAAAGAUUAUUAUUCCAUACUAGGCAUUGAGAAAGGGGCUUCAGAAGAAGACAUUAAGAAAGCUUACAGAAAACAAGCUCUGAAAUGGCAUCCAGACAAAAACAAGUCUGCCCAUGCAGAAGAAAAGUUCAAGGAGCUUGCAGAAGCUUAUGAGGUGCUCAGUGACCCCCAAAAAAGAGAGAUCUAUGAUCAAUUUGGAGAGGAGGGGCUUAAAGGAGGAUGUGGCACACAGGAUGGUCCUACUGGUAACUUCCACUACACUUUCCAUGGUGACCCUCAUGCCACAUUUGCUGCUUUUUUUGGUGGAGCUAACCCGUUUGAAAUCUUCUUUGGUAGACGAAUGCCGGGAUGUCGAGAUGAUGAAGACAUGGAACUAGAUGGGGAUCCAUUUUGCUCAUUUUCAAACUUUGGGAUGAAUGGGUUCUCCAGAGAGAAGAAUCUGGUUGGCCACCACCAUCGUAAACAGGACCCCCCUGUAAUCCAUGAACUUAGGGUGUCACUGGAAGAGAUUUAUCAUGGCUGCACAAAAAGGAUGAGAAUUUCACGAAAAAGGGUGAACCCUGAUGGGAGAAGUGUUAGAAUGGAAGAUAAGAUCUUGACCAUCGAGAUAAAAAAAGGAUGGAAAGAGGGAACCAAGAUCACAUUCCCCAAGGAGGGAGACGAAACACCUAUGACUAUUCCAGCUGAUGUAGUUUUUGUGAUUAAAGACAAACCUCAUUCAAACUUUAAGAGGGAUGGCUCAAACAUUGUGUGUCCUGUGGAGAUCAGCUUGCGUGAGGCUCUAUGUGGAUGCUCAAUCAAUAUACCCACCAUUGAGGGAAGGAACAUACCGAUGACCAUAAAUGAGGUGAUAAAACCUGGAAUGAGAAGAAGGAUAAUAGGGUAUGGACUCCCUUUUCCAAAAAACCCAGAGCAGCAUGGGGAUCUGCUUGUAGAGUUUCAAGUGAUAUUUCCAGAAAGCAUUCCUCAAUCAACCAAGGAAAUACUGAGAAAACAUCUCCCAGUUUCCUAGAUACCAGUCAGUAAUAAACUAGCAGUCUAUACUCUGUACUACUACAAGAUGGUGUGUGCCCAAUAUCACUGUUUUAGGGUGUUUUGUGCACGUGGAAAUCUUGUGCUGCACAACCAGAAAUGAAGGCCAUUUAAUAUGCAGUUAGCAAUAUCCUGCUGAACAUUGCAAUUUACUCUGUGUCCACUGGAAGGCUUCUGUCAGUGAACUUUGUGUUGAUAACACAAAUACCACGGCAAUAAUCAUUUUAUUAUAUAGCUCUGAUGGUGAAUGCUGUGCUGUACUUGUCAUAUCGCAGCCUUCAUCCUAGACAAUGUGCUAUUCAUAAAAAGCAAACAGGAUACCUUGAGUAUAUGGCACCCUCCAUGGGGUAUAAAACUAGGGUCACAGUUCAUAUAAAAAAAUGGUGUGUGGUCUGUACUGUUGCUAUAUCUAACAUACCUUUAGAGCAAUAUCGAGCUGUGUGUGUAGAGUUGUAUUUUUUUUUUUUUUUUUUUAGCAUUUGCAAUGAUUUGUAGACAACAGAAUUAUUAAACAAACAAGCAAACAAUAGCUUAACCUCUGGAGUCCAAGAGGGCUGAGACUUGCUCCAAUGCUGGUACUUGAUGGUUAAUGACCCAAAUCCUCUUAUUUACAUCAUAAAUAAAUAAUCCCCCACAGGGGCUAUUUAUAGGUCGGUGUCACCUUACGGCAGAUAGCAGCUGUGCGCUGUAACUUGCAAAUAAGAUCCCCCAUAACACUUUGCCAAUUGAUAACGUAUAUGUUUUAUUUUUUUGCCUCUUCGUAUGCAUCUUAAACUCUGAGGUAUAAAUUCCCUGAACCAGAAAUUGUGGGGAAAUUCAAAGUGAAUUCUAAAUUCUAUUCUUAAGUAGGCAAACUAGAAACUUUCUUCAUCUGUUUCCAACUCUACUAUUUUUGCCCAAGGCAUGCAAGUUGUCAACUAUCAAGAAUUGCAGGUUUAGUGCAUAAACCCUCAUGUGAUAAACAAUACUGAGUCAUUUUGAGAAUGUCCAGUUCUUCUGGUGCUUAGAUUAAGGAAUAUAAGGUAUGUCUAAAGGCACCAAAAUAUUCUGCAGGGCUGGUUUCAUUUCUAAAUGGCCCCAAAAAAUGAAUUACAUAUGUUCUCUCUUGUCCUGUGUUUAAUUCAGUCACGAUUAAUUUCCACUGCUCCAAACACUUCACUGUGUAAAUCAACACUGUGCAUUUAAACGAACACUCCACUGCCCAAAUGGGCAAAAAAAUGAAUAAAAUCACUGUUUAGUAGUCUCUUCACGGGGAAAUAACCAAUUCUGAAUUGGUGCCCAUGCGCACACCUAGUCUGAGGUCUGGAGGAGCUGGUCUGAGUUUUGUUUUCGAGGAGGCAGGCACGCUUAUGGAAGCUAAUGGAAGAAGGCUGCAAACCUCCUUGGCUGUUUGAUUGACAGCCAGAGAGGGGUGUUUCCUAGUUAAUUCAUAAAAGUGUCAAUUUCUCAUAGAAAUCAGCACUCUUAUUAUAAAAUUGGGUUAAACUAGGAUACUCCUAACCCAUAAAGCACGCUGAAGUGCUUUUGUGGUGUAGAGUGGUCCUUUUAAUUUUGUGAGAUGGGAAUAAUUGCUGUGUACUUGAUUCCCCAUUGUUUUAUGCAAACACACCAUGCUUGCUAAUCUAAAUAGAAAUACAUUUUACUCCAGAUUCAAGAUUAACAGCUGCAUUUACCUGUAAACUUGGGCUUUCCUCUUCUAUGUGGAUUUCCCAAUAAAUCACUCUCAUAAUAUAUCCUAAAAUAAACUGUAAAAUACACUCACUCAAGAGCUGCCCUAUUAGGUAGUUGAAACUCUGGCGCUUUUCAGAUCAGUUUUAGCGCACAUGUGCAAUUGGAGAGGAAAACUUUUCAUUAGUAUAUCAGACUGGACCCAAUCAUGUGGGCAGUAUAUGGCAGUAUACCAUGUAUUUCUCUAGGUGGAGCUCUCCUACAUCUGAAAUCAUUCCUAGAGGUCAUAUCUGAAAUUCCUUAUUGUUGUAGACAGGUUACUCGCAAGUUUAAAUAUCUUUCACCCUAUUGUUAAACUACCCCAAGCAUUAGAAUUGUGACUUGUAUAGUGCAAUAACAGCUGAAUAGCUUCAUGUUAAACACCAAAUACUGCUAUAUCAGGAUAUUAGUCAGGGACAUAUUAUAAUUCUUUAAUUCACAGCCCAUUUUGUACUUGUUUACUAUGCACUGUUCACUAUACUUUGUAGCUUUCACUUUAUCUUUUGUACUGUAUACUAUAUUGUAUAUGCUGUAGCUUCCAGUAUAUCUCUUGUACUUUAUACUGCAUUGUACAAGUUUAGUAUUUAGGACCGGUAAAUGAUUAUGUUUAUUCUGUAGCUUUAUA